GGCAAUCAACGAUGGAUCCCGCCGUAAGUACGAGUACGAUCCGGACGGAGAGUGAUGGGCGGGCAGAAGGCGACGUCGAUUGAUUGAUUGACUGAUGAUUAUUACAAGCACUGCCUUCCAUCGUUUUGACCAAUACGCACGCAGACGGGAUGUGUAUCUAUCUUUACCCUAUAACCAGGUACUAGUUGCAACUUCGAUGACACCUGGAGAGGGAUGGCUACCUGCCUGCUCGCCUGCUUGCCUGACGGACGGACUGCCGGACUGGCCUGCCUGCCUGCCUGCCUGUCUUCCUUCCGUCCUUCCUUGCCCUUCAGCUUUCAGCCUUCAGGGUUGCGCCGUCCGCAUCCCUCCAGUCCGACCGACAGACCCCUCGACGGACCAAGUCCAGCUGCAGCCGAGACGAAGCGCACGACCAGGACGGAGGCAGCCUGUCCAGUGUGCUGAAGGUCGACCGUCGAAUCCGCCCACCGACCCAGACCCAAACGAUCCUGCGCGAAGGCCCAAAAGCGGGCGGGGGGGCGGUCAAGCUGGACGCUGAGAGG
Molecule: messenger RNA, 542 nt
Organism: Aspergillus heteromorphus CBS 117.55
Lineage: Eukaryota; Fungi; Ascomycota; Eurotiomycetes; Eurotiales; Aspergillaceae
Exons: 1
Coding region: 214-444 (76 amino acids)
Source: RefSeq, a predicted model, not a curated record